AUGCCGUCUAAAUUUUCUUACAUUCUUAUUAUUAGUUUAGUCAUACUUCCAAUUAUUCAUAAUACAUUUAACAAUGUUCCUGUAGUCGAUACGCUUAACAAUGUACAUCAGGAAGAUAUAACUUCUAACGCUGCAUUUGGCAUUAACGGUUACCUUAGCAGCAAUAUGUCCAGCAAUAACGAUACAAUCAAUUCCGAUACUAUUUUUUACAUACGCGGUGAAGUUAAUAAUACAGUUAACGAUGUAUCUGCGGACGUACCCAAUAUAAAUGCACCUAAUAAUACAGUUGAUAGUGCAGACAACCAUUUUUUUCACUUUUCAGAGAAAUAG
Dentiscutata erythropus is the source of this 330-nucleotide messenger RNA. The record is from the annotation of a GenBank genome assembly. NCBI's taxonomy places the organism in Eukaryota, Fungi, Glomeromycota, Glomeromycetes, Diversisporales, Gigasporaceae.